Tarenaya hassleriana is the source of this 2763-nucleotide messenger RNA. RefSeq names its product ubiquitin carboxyl-terminal hydrolase 25-like. Bases 337 to 2220 code for a protein of 627 amino acids. The record is from RefSeq and is a predicted model, not a curated record. Gene Ontology annotation, biological process: protein deubiquitination. NCBI's taxonomy places the organism in Eukaryota, Viridiplantae, Streptophyta, Magnoliopsida, Brassicales, Cleomaceae. The transcript is spliced from 8 exons. Gene Ontology annotation, molecular function: cysteine-type deubiquitinase activity; cysteine-type endopeptidase activity. Gene Ontology annotation, cellular component: nucleus; cytosol.
CCGAAAGAGGGAAGAAAGUAGAGAAAACGAAGCCUCGUGAGGGAUUCGUGGGGUUUGUUGCAGGCGGUUCUCUUUCCUCCACAGCUCACCACCACCACCUCCUCCAAUCGAUCUCACGAAGAUCUUCCCCAAAUCAUUGAAUCGUCUACCAGAAAUUCCGAUAACCGCAUUGAUAGUUUAGGAAUUCGAAUCGCGUGGAAGAGAGAGAGAAGGAAAAGCGGGAAAACUCGCGGAGGUUGACGGCAGCGGAGGAGGGAGUGUUGUUAUGCGUUCGCGGCGAUCGAGGGAUGAGCGGUUGCGGAAGAGGUGGGAGUCUUGAUUGGAUUCAAACUGCAGAUGAGCUGGAUGCCGCGUCUUCUGAGUCAGAAGCGUAAGAACGGUCCGCCUCUAGGGUUGCGGAACCUCGGCAACACCUGUUACCUUAACAGCGUCCUUCAGUGCCUCACUUACACCCCGCCUCUCGCCAAUUUCUGUCUCUCUCACGAGCACUCUUCUCUCUGCGACUCUGUUUUGGAUGGGGAAUGGAAACGCGACUGUGCUUUUUGUAUACUUGAGAAAAGAAUAGCAAGGUCUCUUAGUGUCGAUCUCACACUGGACGCACCUAACAAGAUUCUUAAGUGCCUCAAAAUUUUUGCCGAGCAUUUUAAGUUUGGGCGUCAAGAAGACGCUCAUGAGUUCUUGCGGUAUGUGAUUGAUGCAUGCCACGAUACUUGUCUUCGCCUGAAGAAGUUGCGAUGGAAAGGAACCGAGCCCUUCAAUGGCAACACUGUAGUUAAGGAGAUUUUUGGCGGUGCUUUGCUGAGUCAGGUCAAGUGUUUGUCAUGCGGGGUGGAAUCCAAUAAGUCAGAUGAGAUUAUGGAUAUCAGUCUUGAAAUUUUGCAGAGUAAUUCUCUUAAGGAGUCAAUGCUUAAGUUCUUUCGGCCAGAGAUUUUAGAUGCCAACAACAAGUAUAAAUGUGAGAGCUGCAAGAAAUUGGUGGUCGCAAGGAAACAAAUGUCAGUACUCCAAGCGCCUAAUAUCCUUGUUAUCCAAUUGAAAAGGUUUGAGGGCAUAUUUGGUGGGAAGAUUGAUAAGGCUAUUGCAUUUGAUGAAGUUCUGGUACUAUCGAGCUUCAUGAAUAAAAUAAGCAAGGAUCCUCGACCAGAAUACAAGCUUUUCGGGACAAUUGUGCAUUCAGGAUUCUCACCUGAAUCUGGGCACUAUUACGCAUACAUUAAGGAUGCCUUGGGUCGAUGGUACUGCUGCAAUGAUUCGCUUGUGUCACUUUCCAACGUGCAGGAGGUGUUGUCAGAGAAAGCUUAUAUUCUUUUCUUCUGUCGUUCCAACCAAAGGCCAGUAUCUUCUAGAACUUUGGUAGCAUCCAAUGGGGUCAUGUCUCGUGAAAGUAAUCGACGCGAGACAUCAAAGUCCCUGAAACCUGUUAGAUCCGUUAAAGAUGGUAGCACGAAAACACGAGAUGAACGUCAAUCCUUCCGAAAGGAGAACUCGGCUACUUCUAAAGUUGAAAAAGCCUCUUUAAGACCGCAUGCAAAGGUCAAUUUUUCUGUGAACCUUGGUGUCAAAAGGGUACGUCCAACUAUGAAUGGUAGACUUGCUAUCCAGAAAGAUCAAACCAUUGUUGCUAAGCGGGUUGGGAAAGAUUUGAUCCAAGCAGAAAAAGAGAAGAACGUAUCACUUCCGCCAACUAGAGGUUCAUCUGGCACAGACAAAAUGGUUGAUGCUGAAAAUGAUUUCUCCGGAAUUAGAGAGAAUGGUAACGCUCAGGGUCAUAAUGAUAAUCAUGUAGGUAAGCUACAUCCCCACGAGAGUAGCGGCUCAGGCAAUGGGACUGAUCUCCAUGAAGUUGAGAACGGCAUUGCCACUACCCUGCCCAAAACCUUGGGUUCCAGGAGAAAACUGGAUGAAGAUUCACAUGUUUUUCUUCGGAAAGAUGAUUUAUUUCGUGUUAAAGUUGAAGCACUAAAAGAGAGCCUCAAGAAAGAUGCUGCUUCAUAUUUGCGAUCUUGUGGAUGGUAUGAUAAAGUUCAAGCUUCCAUGCAUGGGAGGAAGAGGUUGUAUACAGAAGAAGCAGGAGAUGGCCUAGAUGGCAGCGAAUUAAAGAGGAGGCUGAUUACGGAUGCAAAAUCACGUUUUAACUCCGAGAUUCCUGAGUCGUUGAAAGCAGAGCUCGUGAAACGUCUUUCGGAUUUUGGCAAUGAGAGAGACUCUUUGCGUUCUUGACCAUUACUGAAACCAUGUUUCCUGGUACAUCUUCUUCUUACAAAACGAAGCUUUUUCUUUUACAUUCCUUUCAGAGCUGAGUGAGUGUUGCCUAAUAAUGUUGCUAAAAUUCUAUAUUUUAUCUUUGUGCCGUGGUCUCAAAGUUUUGUUUUUCUGAUAAUCCGGAAUUUCACUAGGUAUUUAGUCCAACUACAUCUUUCAUAGCAUUGGGGAAGUUCGGGUGAAUAUCCCUCUCUACGAUUGGGUUUGAACCCGGGAUAAUAAUAUGAUUUGCAUGUUCUGCUACCCCAACUUGGGUAGUGGUCUCAAAGUUUCACUUACUGCUAAGUAACGAGUAGAGAGAGCGAGAAGGAUUUGUGCAUUUGGAGGUUGAGGUGCGUUGAGAGUAAAAAGGUAAAUAUGGGGGAAAAAAAAAGAAAGGUUAGAAAUCAUCAGUUUGUGUAAAAGGAAACAGUUAUUAUCAAACGAUUCAGCUUCGCACAGAUGUUAAUCUGUGUGGAUAUAUGGACUCCUCUUGGGUUCUCUCUGAGUGGGUAUUUCGGA